Messenger RNA from Alosa alosa (allis shad), 1719 nucleotides. Its product is annotated as (E2-independent) E3 ubiquitin-conjugating enzyme FATS-like. Bases 90 to 692 code for a protein of 200 amino acids. The record is from RefSeq and is a predicted model, not a curated record. Gene Ontology annotation, biological process: regulation of centriole replication. NCBI's taxonomy places the organism in Eukaryota, Metazoa, Chordata, Actinopteri, Clupeiformes, Clupeidae. The transcript is spliced from 7 exons. Gene Ontology annotation, cellular component: centriole; cytosol; centrosome.
AGGGGAGGACGCAGCACACACACACACACACGCAGCACACACACAGACAGGGCAGGUUGCCGCUCUCCUCAUCCCACCCUGGACGCCAAAUGCCUGCAGAUGACCUCACUGACUCUCAAAUACAUACCGAGAGAGAUGUGUGUGUGUGUUCUCCAAAAAUGCCAAAGGUCCCUGGGCAUAUCAGCGUCCUCCCAUUCACACACACGCACCGCCUUCUCACACAAACGUGGCCUUUGAGGAGAAAAGUGUUGGAUUCUGGACAAAGAAUUUCUACCAUUCAGCGUCACAGACCAACUUCAGAUAGAAACCUCAGCCUGCAGGAGGCUCUACAGCUGUUCAGGCCAGACUUCAUAAGUCGAUCUCAGAGCCGAAUGAAGCGAUUGGAGCAGAGGGUCCUGGAGAGGCGGGCCCUUUACAACAAGCCCCUCCCAUGGGGGGCAUGGCAUGUUCAUAGAGGCCAGAACUGCACAACACCACACCCCUUAAGUGAUAAUCUCUAUAAACCACAAGAGAGAGCCAUCUCUGGAAAGGAAAUGCAGCUUCGAUCUCGACGGAUGUACAACAGGUUGCCAGAGGUUGCCAACAGGAGACAGCAGGAACAAAGGAGAGUGAUGUCACAGACCAACCGCCUCAGAGCAGAGGUCUUCAAAAAGAAACUUCUGGAUCAAGUCCUCCAGAGAAACACAGACUGAUCACCUGCUCCGUAACACACUAACGGAACCAAAUGAUCACCUGCUCCGUAACACACUAACGGAACCUCUGGAUCACCUGCUCCGUAACACACUAACGGAACCUCUGGAUCACCUGCUCCAUAACACACUAACGGAACCACAUGACCACCUGCUCCGUAACACACUAACAGAACCUCCUGACCACCUGCUCCGUAACACACUAAAGGAACCAGAUGACCACCUGCUCUGUAACACACUAACGGAACCUCUGGAUCACCUGCUCCAUAACACACUAACGGAACCUCUGGAUCACCUGCUCCAUAACACACUAACGGAACCUCUGGAUCACCUGCUCCAUAACACACUAACGGAACCUCUGGAUCACCUGCUCCGUAACACACUAACAGAACCUCCUGACCACCUGCUCCGUAACACACUAACGGAACCUCUGGAUCACCUGCUCCAUAACACACUAACGGAACCUCUGGAUCACCUGCUCCAUAACACACUAACGGAACCUCUGGAUCACCUGCUCCGUAACACACUAACAGAACCUCCUGACCACCUGCUCCGUAACACACUCACGGAACAGCCUGACCUUACAUCUGACCAGGGAGAGAGACAGGACUAAAUGUGUGUGUGCUGAGCUCCUCUGUCUAACCCUAACCCUUGUGUCCCGUUGUAACGCAACAGGCCCGUCAGUGCUUUUAUUUCAAUAUAUUGGACUACUGAGAGGAUCUUAGAACUUCCUUUUUAAUUUCAAUAGAUUGGACUACUGAGAGGAUCUUAGAACUUCCUUUUCCUGCAGCGCUGUGUGGUUCAGAAAUCCUUUUCCAUCUCGGAGUCCCUUCGCCAGCCCAUUGGGAAUCACUGGAGUCUAAAUGACAACCUUUAUCUGGGGCUUUAUUUGGAAAAUUACUGCAUAUGAUCCCACUGGCAUAAUGGAACUGUUUCACAUAAAGAUUACAGAUGACAAAUGUGGGGAUGUGGGGUUUAUGCACAAGUGUGUGUGUGUGUGUGUGUGUGUGUGUGUGUGUGUGAAAAAUGG